AUUUGCCACGCGGUGAGGGGAGGUAAUAUGAAGCUUGAAGCAGUGGUAGACACUCGAUACGAUCUGCCACUACACAGAAGAUACAGUGUUCAAGGACAAGAAGCCCCUCAGAAGCCAAGCGGAUCUGUCACUGCUGCAGGCUGCUGCUGAUUGUGUACAGGACGAGCACUGACACUGAUAAGAGUACGGGACAACUGAUUGAUGUAGAUGUAGAUCGGGACGUCGGUGGCAGACGACGUAAUCAACACCCAUUGUAGCGAAAGGCGAUCACUCAGUCGUUCAACGCUCAUUGAGUGAGACACGUAACUGAUCAAGACGACACGGGUCAUUCAUUAACAGAGCACUCGGUGUCACCAGGUGUGGACGUAGUCUGCUAUUGAAAUUGUUCUAUUUUCAUAUUACGUGAACUCGUCUGACAACCGUAUGAAUAAGCAGACGACAGUUAAAUCAGCAGGUGUGUCCAGGUCUACUUUAGUUCAUACCCACUUCCGUGAAGCGUACACAGUACAAGUUCCGUAAGCAUUACGGACUGAGAACGAAACUAUUUCAUCUCUAAAGCAGAGGGAGAUUCGUUAGCACCGACUAAGCUCUUUGAGUGGAGGAUUUGCUUGUAUUCUGUACAGCGUGUUUGGUUUGGAGCAGACGGCUACAUAACCUCCCAAUGGAAGCGGCUGGUGGAUCACCCCACGUGCUACAGGUAGCGGCAGACGACUCGCGUAUUUCCUAUUCAGAACAGCUGAGCGGUUUCGUGGAACAGUACGCAUUUAACAGUAAGGUUAGCAUGGAGGCCAACGUGGAUGAAACAAGCAAAUGUGCACGCAUUUCGCCCAAACUUGUCUGCACAUCGUGUACCCAAAGGUUCGUGAAUCCACGGAUUCUCCCGUGUCUUCAUACGUUUUGUUCCGAGUGUAUCUCCGGAUUACGAACGUACCCCAUUAACUGCCCUGAUUUGAAUGAUUCGGGUGAAAGGGAGGAGCUAUCAAGCGCGAAGGUGUUGUCGUCUGCUGCGAGUUUAGAUCAGCCGUCUUUCGAUUCAGCAGACGGUAGAACAGACGAUACUUACUAUCACAAGAAACGAAUGAUUUUGUGCCCCGAUUGUCUAAGAGAAGUUGAAAUUGCAACGGACGUCAGUGAAUUACCUCGGAAUCAUGUGGUUGAAAGAAAGUUGGCUGAGGAUUGCUUGCAGAACAUAAACAACAACAUACCCCAGUUCUGUGAUUCCUGUGUCGAUCUCACAGAAGGGUCGGUGGUACGAGUGCGGUGUGUGGAGUGCUCCGAAAGUCUGUGCUCCUACUGCGAACAGGCCCACCGACGACAGCGACGAACCAAGAGUCAUCGCCUCGUCAGCGUGAACGAAUCCGCAAAUGCGGACGGGAAGAGAAAAAGUAUUCAUCGUCAAAUAUUUUGUCCCAAACAUACAUCUGAAGAACUGAAACUGUUUUGCUCAAGCUGUGACGAGGUCGUAUGCCGGGACUGUGUAGUUCUCGACCACAGGGAUCACCAGUGUCAGUUUGUGUCGCCAGAACUCUUUCGUACGGAGAUGGACUCGCUGCAGCUUCUCAUCAAAAACGUCGUUCCCAAAGUCAAUGCUGUUGAAGCGCGUCUUAAAACUGUCUCUACUCUAAAAGACAAGAUUCGGACGCGAGCGAAACAGGUGGAAUCUGAGAUUAACAAGUUCAUGGACAAUUACAUCCAAGCUAUCGAGAAACACAGACAGGCAUUGAUUGGUCAGAUAGACUCACUGGUCAGGGACAAGGAACGGAGUCUGAACGUGACUGAACUGCACCUGAAGGAUUCGAAGGGAGAGGUUGGAGAGACCUGUAAACUUGUGUCUGAACUGAUUGACACGGGUUCAGAUCUGGAGAUACUGACCGUCAAGAAGCUGAUUACUGGGCGUCUGAACCGUCUGAACUCACUCCCGGUUGAUCCGAAGUCCAAGAUCAACGAUUUCCUGAGGUUCAGUCCCGAGGAGAAAGCGGACGUCAUCAACGACUUCCAGAUGUACGGCAAGGUGGUGUCUCGACAAGUGACCGCUGCCCAGUCGACAGUCGACGGUGAUGGUUUGAGUACAGCGAGGAUUGGUCACAAGUCGGAGAUGAUUUUGACCGUGAGGGACACGGAGCACGUGCAGUACAAUGGAAAUGACGUCAACGUGAGAGCGUGGCUGAUAUACCAGAACGAAAGCCUCCGAAGCAUUCCUGUGAACAUCUCCUGCAAGAAGGACGGAACUCACCAUCUGGCCUUCACCCCGGUACAGAAGGGCACGCACUUCCUGCACGUGGCAGUCAAUGGGCAGCCCGUCAAGGACAGCCCCUUCAAGUUCAGCGUGAAGGCAAGAUGGCGGGAACACAAGGGUGUAUGGCAGUGCUGUACCUUCUGUCAGACUGGAGGGAAGAGGGACGUUGCAUGUGGAUGCAAAGGGGCAAUGCCAGGUGGGUUUGCCGGCUGUGGGCAUGGACAUGGCAACCACCCUGGCGGGCCUCACUGGUCCUGCUGUGGGAAGAUGGCGAAAAACUCAGAAUGCUCUGUUACAAGCAGACCGUCUCCGCUCAGACAGGUCACCUUAUGAAGGAGGCUCGGGUGAUCUCUGGGACGCACUCGUCACACUUGCCACGUUCAGCAGCAGCAGCACAGGAACCUGGCCACGCCCUGCCCACUCCACCCAGGCGCCAAAGGCAGAUGACCAUACUAACAGGCCACGCCCUGGUGCUAAGGGCAGAUGACCACACUAACUAGGCCACGCCCAGGUGCUAAGGACAGAUGACCAAAGUAACAGGCCACGCCCUGGUCCUAAGGGCGGAUGACCACACUAACUAGGCCACGCCCAGGUGCUAAGGACAGAUGACAUCCUAACUUGGCCAUGCCCUGAAGCUGGUGGCAGAUGACCACACUAACUAGGCCAUAUCCAGGUGCAAAGGGCUCAUGGUCAAAUGAAUUUGGCCAUGCCCAGGUACUAAGAGCAGAUGACCACAUGAAGUUGGCCACGCCUCAAUGUUAUGAGGUAUGAAGGGACAAACCUGGCCACGCCCAAGCGCUCACAAUGGAAGACAAUAUGAACAAAAAAUGGCAAACUAGCAACUCUUGGUUGAGAAAGCCAGCCACGGAUUAUCAAGUGCCGCCCUCCUGUCCUUGUUCAGAGAGCCACAGGAAGAAGCCAGUAUCAGAUCAUCAGGCAUCCAUCUUGUUCUCAGAGAUGUAGCCUUACCAAGCCACAUGGCUGAUUGUCACACAAAUAAGUCUACUUCUUUGAGGAAGCUUAUCAAGCUGUGAAGUGGACGACACACACCAGGCCGACUCAGGAUGACCAGCCAGAUACGAUCAACAGACACCAAGCUAGCUCAAGCUGAUACUAAGCCAGGCCACAUACGGCCAACACCAAGCCAGCUGAGGCUCAUUGACAACAAGCCAGAUCACGUUGCUUGUGGAUAGACACCAAGCAGGAUCACGCGAAAAGAUGGCGUUAUGAAGAUGACUGACAGACAACACACGGACUCAUCUCUGUCAGACGCGUGGGCAACAAGAUAAUCACCACAUACUACCGGCAGACAGAGAGUUAUGGCCACAAAAGGUAGUUCCAAGUGACAUCGAGACUUGCCAAGAUUAAAGAGUAUCAUCACGAACUGACAAGUCAUUAAUGACCAAGCACACAAUCAACUGAUUGAAAUAUAUUUUGUACAAAUAGAAUUUCAACUUGCAUUUAUUUUUUGUUAGACAAGUUAAAAAAUAAAUGUGUCAACGAAUAUA
Messenger RNA from Haliotis rubra (blacklip abalone), 3744 nucleotides. RefSeq names its product tripartite motif-containing protein 45-like. The transcript is spliced from 6 exons. The coding region runs from base 662 to 2569 and encodes 635 amino acids. Lineage: Eukaryota; Metazoa; Mollusca; Gastropoda; Lepetellida; Haliotidae. Gene Ontology annotation, biological process: positive regulation of DNA-templated transcription. Gene Ontology annotation, molecular function: zinc ion binding; ubiquitin-protein transferase activity; protein binding. The record is from RefSeq and is a predicted model, not a curated record. Gene Ontology annotation, cellular component: nucleoplasm; chromatin.